Molecule: messenger RNA, 758 nt
Organism: Hibiscus syriacus
Lineage: Eukaryota; Viridiplantae; Streptophyta; Magnoliopsida; Malvales; Malvaceae
Product: protein MOTHER of FT and TFL1-like
Exons: 4
Coding region: 62-589 (175 amino acids)
Source: RefSeq, a predicted model, not a curated record
CUAUAUAAAUCUGACUACUUCAAUCAAAGACAAAACACAAAUAUCUAGUCUAGUAUACACUAUGGCGCGGUCCGUUGGGACACUGGUUGUUGGCGGAGUGAUCGGAGAUGUGCUCGACAUGUUCACUCCGGCAUCGGAGUUCACUGUCCAGUUCGGCAACAAGCAAGUAACUAAUGGCUGUGACAUCAAGCCAUCUGUAGCUGCUGAUAAACCUCAUGUCCAAAUUCUUGGCCAUCCAUUCUCUUCCAACUUGUACACUCUCGUUAUGGUUGACCCGGAUGCCCCAAGUCCAAGCGAACCUCGAUGGAGAGAGUGGCUUCAUUGGCUUGUUGUAGAUAUUCCUGAGGGACAUGAUGCUACCAAAGGAAGUGAGUUGGUGGCUUACAUGGGACCACAACCUCCUACAGGGAUUCACCGCUAUAUUUUGGCAGUCUUUAAGCAGGAAGAAACCAUGGAAGGAAGGAUUCAAGUGGCAGAUGUGCGUGCCAACUUCAGCACUCGCCGAUUUGCUGCUCAAAAUAGGCUGGGGCUUCCAGUUGCUGCAGUGUAUUUCAAUUCACAGAAGGAAUCAUCAGUGAAGAAACGUUAGCUCUUAACUUACAGUCUAUUGGGUAGAUCUUGUGAUACAUUCUUUUAAAGGUUACAUAAUAGAAGGCUGUUGUCUGUUUGUGUGUAUGUAUGUAUGUAUGUAUGUAAUUUUAUUCAUUUUGUUUGAAUUUGAUUGAUGUGGGAAUAAUAAAAAAGUGAAUUUUUUGUUU